Molecule: messenger RNA, 2018 nt
Organism: Cyprinus carpio (common carp)
Lineage: Eukaryota; Metazoa; Chordata; Actinopteri; Cypriniformes; Cyprinidae
Biological process (GO): regulation of transcription by RNA polymerase II
Cellular component (GO): nucleus
Molecular function (GO): DNA-binding transcription factor activity, RNA polymerase II-specific; RNA polymerase II cis-regulatory region sequence-specific DNA binding
Source: RefSeq, a predicted model, not a curated record
GUGUGUGUGUGUUCCUCUGCAGCAGGUGGCGCUGUUGUUUAUUGUGCUCGUGAAAACAGGAGCGAGUUCCGGUGAAUAUCAAAUUUCUGCUUGUUCUCCUGCUCAUCGAUGAAUUUCGUUGAUAAUUUACACAAAUGGACGAGUAGGAUGGAUCUGGACUUCGGGAACAAACUGCCCCAGGCUCUGUCGACAAACACUAAACUGCCCCAGUCUCUCUCCUCUAGCGCGAGGUUUCUGUCCUCAGACCCGUUCGAGCGCUGCGGGCGCCAGCCGGGAGUCAAAGUCAAAGAAGAAGACGAGAGUGUGGAGGACUUCUUUCAUUUCGCUCAGCACCUGCAGCAGCAGACCGGAGAGUGUCUCACGGCUUGCUGCGGCGGAUCGAACCCUAAGAGCCUGUCUCUCUCGGAUCCGGCCAAGACCCACAGUCGCCCCUCGGCGGACCGGCCGUACCACUGCCAGGACUGCGGCAAAUACUUCCGGAUCAACGACAUCAAGCGGCACCAGCGGAUCCACAGCGGAGAGCGGCCCUUCCCCUGCUUCCAGUGCGGCAAGAACUUCCCCACCUCCGGGGACCUGAAGAGACACGAGCGCAUCCACACGGGCGAGCGGCCCUACCACUGCCUGCAGUGCGGCAAGAACUUCUCCGACUCGGGCCACCUCAAGCAGCACGAGAGGAUGCACACGGGCGAGCGGCCCUACCAGUGUCCGCAGUGCGCCAACUUCUACCGCUCCGGAGACCUCAAGCGCCAGAGGAUCCACAGCGGCGAGCGGCCCUACAAGUGCCUGCAGUGCGGCAAGACCUUCUCCGACUCCGGGCACCUGCGGGGCCACCAGCGCAUCCACACCGGAGAACGGCCCCACCGCUGCACGCUCUGCGAGAAGAGCUUCUUCAGAUCGGGCGACCUGAAGCGGCACCACAGAACGCACACGGGCGAGCGGCCCUACCAGUGCUUCCAGUGCGGGAAGAGCUUCUCCGAGUCGGGACACCUGAAGGAGCACCGGCGGAUCCACACCGGAGAGAAGCCCUACCACUGCAACCAGUGCGACAAGAGCUUCUCGCGGCUGGAGCGGCUCAAGGGCCACCAGAGCAUCCACACGGGCGAGCGGCCCUUCCACUGCACGCAGUGCGGCAAGAACUUCUUCCGCUCGGGAGAACUGAAGCGGCACCAGAGGAUCCACAGCGGCGAGCGGGCGUGAGCUCGAGACGACCCCCUGACCGCACGCCUGACCUCACUGAAGCUGUAAGACUGUAGAGGACUCUGUUAGAGGUCAGCAUGUGCUGUUAUAAAUGUGUGCGUGGCCGUAAUGAAGCUCCAGCUGUGGCUCUGACUUCACCGACGGAUGCUUGUUCUUCACACUCUGUAUGUUGUUGAGAAAUAUAUAGCGUCUCCUAUGUUUGUGACUGAUUAGAACUGUAUAUUGUACAGCAGGAUAGUGUUACUGUGUAUGCUCACAUUCCCUGUAUUUAAGGAAUCCUGUUUUUUCGUUUUUAAAUAUAAACCUGAACUGUUUUACUGUUAACGUGAUCUGAGGCCACUGAAGCGUUUCUGAAUCCUCUCUGGUUCCGGUGUUUGUCUCUGUGUUUUACCAGCUGCUGUGAAUCAUGUAUGUGAAACACCAAAUAACACGUUACUAUCUAACCCUAACUCUUUAUCGUCUCAGCUGUCAUGAAAGAAGUUAUAAAGUAUAGUGUUUUUGAGCACUAGAUGAUUAAUUUAGUAAACUGAGCUCAUAAAUCACAUUAGAUUUACUUGUUAGCUUUUUAAAAUUAGCUCUUUACAUGUAUUAUUGUUUAGAAUCGUCUUCUAUUUUUACUUCAUGUAUUUAACCAUCUUUACCUUGUGUUCAGUUCUGUUUACAGUAAUGAGGGUGUUUUCUUCAUAUGUGUGUGUCAUCCUUAAUAAACACUUCACCUCUAAUAACAGCCGCACACGUGAACAUUCAGUGUAUUGGCCUUCUGUAACACUGUAACACUGCCUCAUUACAUCAUUAAUUAAUAAACGAUGACGUGAGCUGAA